CGUGGUGGAGGGGUGGGGGUGCAAAAUCUGUAGAGGGCAAAUCCAACGAACCGAUUUAUUUAUUUUCCUUCCGUCGGCCAAUGGGAUUUUGGCGGAGGCGAGAGCCUGUUUGACCAAUGGCAUUGGCUCGGCCCAGCUGUUAAAAGACUUGGCCGGCACGGGCAGCAGCUGGCACAUGACUCUCAAAGCCAAGAGCAACACGGCCACAACGUUGUUUUGUGUGUGUGUGUGGGUGGUAGUGGGGAGGCGGAGGGGGGAUAGUGUUACAUGUUCGCCGAUCGACUGGGAUUAAUAUUUUCUUAUAUGAAAUUCGUUCGAUCUACUAAGAAGAAGAAGAAGAGCUGAAUCGAUGUCAGCUUGCGCGUAUGAGCGUCGUCGAGUCGCCGUGCCCGGAGUGGCGUGCGUGCCAUCGCACGGAGAGCUGGAUUCCAACCCGGGGGGCUUUUCCCUGCACCCGGCGACCUCAGCGAGCCCGCACCCCGCGGACCCUGACGCGGCACCCCCGCGUCACGCGCUCUCCUCUCCCCCCUCCAACCACCAACGGCCCCCGCACGGCUCCCACGGCCGACCUCUGCCCUUCUGCUGCCCGCUGCCCUCGACUCCCCGCCACGUGCCGUACCCGGCGGACGUCCGUCACCUCCGCCCGGGGCAGCUGAGCCCAGCGGAGAGCGACGACGUUCGUCUCUCAGCGUGGGGUCCGCUGGAUGGAGGAGGCGAUGGAGGAGGCGGUGGUGGUGCCGAGCGGUGUCAGCUGGCCCCACCGCGUGGGUCGCUUCACGGAGACCCUUCGGGCUGGGCCGGGGUCUAUGGGCAGCAGCAGCAGCACCACCACCACCCGCCUCCUCUGCUGCCCCAUCCUCCGCCACCCCCUCCGCUGCCCUCCCUGAUGUCUGCGCUGCAAGCCGAGGGCCCCGCUGUGGCCGAGUGGCUCGCGAUGGCCGCGGUGGCGGCGCACAGCCCCGGAGCUGCGUCGGAGGCUGGGUCGAGCCACGACGGAGAGAUGAUGAUGGGUGACAUUAUGGACGACAUCAUGGGGCUCGAGUCGAGCUACAGCGACGAGGAGCUGGGCCGGGCGCACGCGGCCCACGUUGCCGUCGGCACGGUGACACCGCGUGGCCGAGCGGGCGGCUUCAGGGGCCACCACGCGGCACUGGGACAGAUGCACACGCUGCCACCCAUGACCUGUGGCGACUCCAUCAAGGUGGAGAUCACGGAAUUGGAAGCUCGCGCGCUGGUGAAGGAGAGGAGGAAAAAGGAGAGCCACAACCUCAUCGAACGGCGAAGAAGGUUCAACAUCAACGAUCGUAUCAAGGAGCUGGGAGCCCUGAUCACCAAGUCGAGCGAUCCGGACAUCCGCUGGAACAAGGGCACCAUCCUGAAGGCGUCGGUUGACUACAUCCGCCGCCUGCAGCGCGACCAGCAGCGCUCGCGUGACAUGGAGACGCGGCAGCGGCUGCUGGAGGAGGCCAAUGCCAUCCUGGGCCUGCGCAUACAGGAACUUGAGAGGCAGGCCCAGGCCAGCGGCCUGCCACUUGUCUUCUCUUCCAGCCUGGAAGAGGAGGAGCAGCCAGGCUGGCUGGCCAGGCGGGGCUCAGGCACCGAAGUGGAGCAGGCCGAGCCGCUGAGUCCCACGGCAACAGUUUCCCAUGGCAACGGCGGUGGCCAUUGCCCGUCAGACAGAAGGCAGUGGCCCCACGUGGGCGCUCCCUCGUGCUGCUACGCAAGUCCGUUCAAGCGCAGCUUCGAUAGUGGCGGAUUAUCUGCAGAGGGCAGCCUAUCCCCAUCAUAAACAAAAAAAAAUUGUUUGAAGCGACGCCCGGAACGGGCGUCCGAUCUCGUCGCAUCUCACAAGCUAAAGCAGGCUCGAGCCCUGGUUAGUUAUUAUUUCGUGGUUUCUUAACACAGACCCAAAGGACCCAGACGCAUUGCGGUCAGCAACAAACGGCGCCAUUAAAAUUGUAGUCGACGAAUCGUAUUACGUUUUUUUUAGUUGAGCAAGGUUACUGUACGAGCUUGGGAAGAGAGACGAUGGUAGGAGGGAAUUUCAAAUGCAAGCGGUGCGAUUGAAGACUCAGAAAGAGAAGCGUUGUGACCUUGUGCAGUGUUGUGAGUGGGUGAGCGAGUGGGAGAACGAGCGAGGUGGGUGGCUGUGUAAGUGAGCGAGUUGUUGUGACGGGUGAGACGAAACGGUCUGGUGGCAGACCGAGUCCUCAAUGCGAGUGGGGGAAUCAAAGAGUGGAGUUCACGGGAACAGUAAUCAUGGUAGUAGCGAUAGAAGAAUGAUUGUAUGGGGGGAGACCAUGAGGGUUGCCACUUCUGAGAUAUAAAAGAAAACAGGGGACAUAGCAUGGGAAGAUGAUUAUCUCGCAAUACUGGAAGAGGCGAGAACUACAAACAAAUGCAUUGCCUUGAGUUGUGUAUUAUUAUGUAAGUAGUAAAAUAACCUGGGAUUGUUAAUGUCCUGGGAAGACUCACAGGACAGGUGGCAACCCUAGUGGCCACCACACAAGCCAGGCAACCACACUACCUGAUGGGCAGUGCGGCAUAAUACAUUGUUGUACUCUACUUUCUAUGUUCCCAUCUUCUAUGCUCCCCACCUUCACCAGCCAGCACUAACCACAUCGGUGAAGCAUGGUCAAAUUGCACCCCCACGACCCGCGCGGCGCAGGGAGGCCCUCGUCUAGCGGUGGAUUUCCAAGAAGGGGGGCUGUGCAUUUAGACUUAAAACUUUCGCGACUGCAGGAAUUCAUACUCUUGGUUCUUUCGGAAAAGUCACCUAGGGGCUGUGCAUGUUCAUAAUUGCACAGGGUUGCCGCUUGUACAUGAUUCGUAUGGACAGAACUAUUGGGAGGCAUGGUGGUGCAGCAGUAACACUUGUGACCCACGAAGGGGGGGCCCUGAGUUCGACUCCCGGACUUGACGCCUUUCUGAGUGGAGCUGGUAUGUUCUCGCCCUGUCCUGCAUCGGUUUCUUCUGGGUUCUCGGGUUGCCUCCCAUCGCAAAAAAGAAGACCCAUACAAUCAGUUUAACAUGUAGGCUUUCGCGACCAAUAUUGAAUGAAUGGAUGAAGACCCAUACAAUGUAACCUGCAUUGGCCAAACAUCGCAGUGCUGGAAAAAAAUGACCUGCAAAUGACUCAAUCGGGAUUACACACAGAGCAACAGCAGCAGCAACAUCGCCGCCCUCCUGUGAAAACGUGGCAGGACCCUCCUGAAGACGAGUUGAAACUCGUUGAGUGAUGCUCUUCCUUGGUAAACAAGCGUAGAUAGUAAUAAUAAUAACAACGCCUGCCAUACGAUGGGGCUCCAGAGCAAUAUUUGUACUCGUUUUGACCAUUGAAAUAGCUCAGCGUGAUUUGACACCGGUUUGUUUGCCAGGAUAUAUCGUGCCUUUGAAGUACAUGUAGUACAAUACUCUCAUGCCUCGUAUCGCUGUCCAUGUUUUGAUGAACUCAAAUGUGGCGGCCCUUUUCUAACUCGCGGGCGAGUAACCGGCGGCUUGCGACCGGAAGUUCCACUGGUGUUGAACUCACUCAGCCCACCAUCCCUCUGGGGGUCCAUAAAAUAAGUACCAUGGUGUGUGGAAGUCGACAGUGGUUGUCCAAUGGAGAGAGCCGCCCCUGACAUAGGAACGCGGAAUUUUCAUCACCGGCUCGUGACUGUAAAUAGGAGAUGAGCAUGGGGUCAAUGCCCUUUCGGGGCAGCGAAUCACUCUGACAUUAUUGUUAUCAUUAUUCUGUAGCGACGCGUUUAUUGACGGCUCACAACCGAUUCUCGCGCCUCGCAAUGCAAUCGACGUCUUGCAUGUGCAAGACGUCGAUUAUUUGCGGAUUGUUCAAACGUUGUGCUCACGUGACAUUUAAAGGCUAACGGGCGGAAACAAAACCGCGCAGAGGAGUAAUUUAUAAUACUAAUAAAGCGACAAGCUUGCAAAUCGGAUUAAAAAAUAUAUUUAAUCGAUUCUUUAAUCGAAUUGUGAUCUCGAAUUGUGAUCUCGAAUUGUGAUGAUGAAUCAAUCUCCUGGGGGGCAGGGGAUGGGGGUAAGGGGGGGGCGUGGGUGAGCGGUGGCGUUAUCCUCAUAGUGUUUAGUUGUUUACAACGUCAUUAUUAUUGCUGUUGUUAUUUUCGGGGGUUUUGUUGUAAUGUUUUACCGGUAAUUUGGGCAGCUCAUCAUCAUUAUUAUGCCUGUUCUUAAAAGUCCUGCUGCAACGAGUUCGAGCUGACGUGCCUUGUUUUCUACUGAAUCAGAACUUUAAGACGUUCAUAAACGUCUGGCAGUCAUUGUGUGCCUAAUUACUAGCGACGCGUAUCGCAACAAUGCGACCCCUCUAUUUCCGCAAAAAAAAUUGUUACGGAUAUUAGGACGAACGAUUUGUUUUUUUUUAAACUAACCAGCUUCUUUCUCAAUCCGCUGCUGAAACCAAAGCCAUGCCAUGUCGGUCGUUGAAGGCUGUGUGACCGUACUUCACCAGCCUGAGGGCCAGAAUUAGAUCGGAUAUCACUCCUCCUCCUGUUGAUGUAGAGUGACAGCUGCGAGGUGUGUGCUUCAUGAGCCGGAUGAUUGCGUCAGGAGUUGCGGAACCGUGCAGCGUCGCUGCGAUGGUGACGAUGCCGACCCUUCGUCUUUGUGAAUCGGGGGCACCGAGUUUGCGUUCCACGUUCCACGGCUCUCUUCUGGGUGGUGAUCACGGUCGCACCGCGCACUGCGGGAGAGAGUUAUUGAUUUUCAACGUGUGAAUUGUCAAUAUGGUCACCGGGUAUCCGCGUCCGCUGCCGCCACCAUGGUUUUGUCGGGCUUUUUGAUGUUAGUCGUGGUAAGAAAUCUAAAAACUCAGGUGGAGUGCUGGGGCCGACCCCUGCCGCUACCACUCCAUCCAGGAUUAAGUUGCCCGAUGGAUGAUGAGGACCCUUCGUAGAUAGAUGCUGGUUGUGGAUAUGUAGAGAUUGCAGAUGUAAGAUGAGUCUAGAUAAGAGGGUUUCACCGCAAGUUAUUUCUGACAUUGCUAGUGCUUAUGCGGAGUGGUGGCGCAGUGGUUAGCGUCCUUCACUUUGAGCCUGCCGACCCGAGUUCAGUUCCCGGCCACGGCUAUCACAAGCGGGGAGUGCUAUCUGAACCGGUCCUGGAACUUCCCCUUCACCAACCCGCACUGACCAGCGCGGUGAAGUAUGGUCAAACAUGACCACCCCCCUCUCCGAUGACCAGCACGGCGCAGAGAGGCCUUCAUCCAGCAGUGGAUCAUUGACAAAGGCCCGAACGUUAUUACUGUUACUACUGCUCGCGUAAGUAAAUGCCAUUUUAUAAUGCUUUGAUUAAUUAGCGUGAUACGUUUUAUAUGCGAAUCUACUACUGGAUAUUUUCUUUUUAUAAUAUUGUAAUACUGUUGGUGUGAUAUUUCAUACGGUGUAAAAAAACUGUCCUGUAAAUAUUACUCUUUCGGUUUAGGCUGAACCACUAUUUUGCUUCUGUUAGAUACAAUAAAAAAAUAAUGCUUCCAGGCUCAAAUUAAA
This is a messenger RNA of Petromyzon marinus (sea lamprey), 5507 nucleotides long. RefSeq lists its product as uncharacterized. The record is from RefSeq and is a predicted model, not a curated record. Gene Ontology annotation, cellular component: nucleus. Lineage: Eukaryota; Metazoa; Chordata; Hyperoartia; Petromyzontiformes; Petromyzontidae. Gene Ontology annotation, biological process: regulation of transcription by RNA polymerase II. Gene Ontology annotation, molecular function: RNA polymerase II cis-regulatory region sequence-specific DNA binding; DNA-binding transcription factor activity, RNA polymerase II-specific; protein dimerization activity.